AUGAGCCUCAUUUCAAAGCUUCUGAGGUUUGGCAGAAACGCAAGCAAAUCGCUUCCUGAACAAUGCGAAUAUGCAAAAUGGUCGAAAGAAGAUCUUGUGCGCAAGGUUAUGGAGCUUGAAGCCGAGAACAAGCGCAAAGCAGAAGAUGAAGGAGAUCGCUCCGAAAGUAAGACCAAAAAGGCUAAGAGGGACGACCUCCCUGAAAAAAGAAAGAGAAAGAAAAAGGACAAGCCUUUCGACUUUUCAAAAUACGACACAAGGUUUGUUGCGUUCAAAUUUGCCUACUUGGGUUGGAAUUACAACGGGCUUGCCAUUCAGAAAGAGCCUACUCCGUUGCCAACUGUGGAAGGCACUAUUUUGGAAGCUAUGAAUGCUUGUAAAUUGGUUCCUUCAAUGGUCCCGCAAGAUUACAACUUCAGUCGAUGCGGGAGGACUGAUAAAGGUGUCAGUGCAAUGAACCAAGUUAUUUCAUUGCAUGUGAGAUCCAAUUUAACAAGAGAGGAACAGCAGGAUGAAGAAAAUGAUGGACGGGAAAUUGACUACAUCCAUAUACUAAACCAGUUACUUCCUGACGACAUAAGAAUAUCUGCUGUCUGUCUACGUCCGCCAACAAAUUUCGACGCCAGGUUUAGUUGCCAGUAUCGCCAUUAUAGGUACCUCUUUCACAAAGAUGGAUUGGAUAUUAAGAAAAUGGAAGAAGCCGCUCGGAUGUAUGAGGGGGAGCAUGAUUUCAGAAACUUUUGUAAGCUUGACGGUUCGAAACAAAUUAACAAUUACAAAAGAAACAUCGAAAGAUCUCGAAUAAUAUCGCUGAGCGAAGAUAUUUACUGCCUGGACCUUAUAGGCUCAGCAUUUCUUUGGCACCAGGUACGCUGCAUGAUGGCGAAUCUUUUUUUGAUUGGGCAGGGGCUCGAAGAUACAACUUUACUCAAGGAUCUUAUGGACGUCGCAAGGGUUAAGCAAAAACCGAUUUACGAUAUGGCUAGUGAUAUACCUCUGAUUUUGUUCGACUGCAAAUUCCCAGAGAUGGAGUGGAAAACGGUAGAUUCUAACAAUUUUAAAUCGUUGCAAUCAGACCGCCGAGUGUACGCCUUAUCACUAGAUUAUAACUUGAAAUCCACUGUCGCCAACAUUUUUCGGGAAACGCUCUGCGUCACAACAUCCGAAAUUCAGGGCAGAACGCGGAUCAACCUGGGAGACGGCAAAGGGAAAGUUGUUGCUGUGUAUCAAAAGAUGCUAGAGAGGGGUGUGAUGGAAUCCGUGGAGUCAGUGAAUCAGAAAUUCAGAGAGAAGAAGGCCGCAAAGAAGAGGAACCGUAUGACCACAACCUGA
Molecule: messenger RNA, 1332 nt
Organism: Lachancea thermotolerans CBS 6340
Lineage: Eukaryota; Fungi; Ascomycota; Saccharomycetes; Saccharomycetales; Saccharomycetaceae
Gene: DEG1
Product: pseudouridine synthase DEG1
Exons: 1
Coding region: 1-1332 (443 amino acids)
Biological process (GO): mRNA pseudouridine synthesis; tRNA pseudouridine synthesis
Cellular component (GO): nucleus; cytoplasm
Molecular function (GO): pseudouridine synthase activity; RNA binding
Source: RefSeq, a predicted model, not a curated record